CCCUGAAGCAUACGCAAGCAGCGAAAAGCCAGCAGCCAGCAGCGGAAGCUAGAGACACUUUACCCAUACGAUUCCGUCUGUGAUUUUGGCUGGUACGAGUGCCUCCACCGCACCACCACCACCACCAUCACCACCACCCAGCAUCAGUAGCCAGAGCAACGCUCUCUUAAGCCACUGCUCUCGCGUGAUUUGCUCCGCCCCCGUGGCUGCUGCUCGAGGGCUGAAAAUGCCGCAGGAUUCGGUUAACGAUUCGCGGCGACGCGUUUAGUCGAGUGCCGUGCUUCGAGCGGUGAUGAGCCCCACACUUUCUGCAACGCAGCAACAACAGCCACAAUAAAACAUCGCUGGCUAUCAAGUGGAAGUUUAUGCAAAACAAAUGAAAAUAUAGUACACAAGCGAACGCGUACAAGUGCGAGUACAUAUAAAUAAUAAUAGUUUGUGAUAACAACAACAUUAACACACCCAACGGCGGGCAGAAAAGUGAACAAAAAUGAUACAAAAUACUCGGAGCCCAAAGCCCACACAAACUGCGGCGAAAACAAAUUGAAAUUUUGUGCAAAAACGAAAAUUAGACAAGCUAAACUACAAAAGCAAGUACACAAAACAAAUCUCCAUAUAUGGGCUAAUUAAAGAACCAAACUUCGAUUUACAUUCGUUGUGCAAACACAAUCCGACCAUUCCCCCCCAUCGAGAUUGUCGAGAAAUCCUCUAAACCAGCAUCAGCUCGCGAACGCCCACAGAAUGUACACAAUGUUUAGGAAACAUUUUCGGCGAAAAUCAACAGCAUCGCAACCAUCAGCAUCAGCAUCAGCAUCAGCCCCAUCAGAACACUCUGCCACAACAUUGGCAGAGGAAUCCGCAGAACCAGCAGCAGCAUCCACAGACAGCCUGAGAAUGUCGGCGACAGCAACGAGGCAACGACAGAGGCCCAGGCAAAGGGAAUUCUCGUCUCUGCCAUCGCCCAUCAGCGAUUGUCGAUCAUUAAAGUCUGCCUGCAACUUAACUGCUUUAAUUUUAAUAUUGUUAGUCCAUAAGAUAUCCGCAGCUGGUAACUUUGAGCUGGAAAUAUUAGAAAUCUCAAAUACCAACAGCCAUCUGCUGAGCGGCUACUGCUGCGGCAUGCCACCAGAACUGAGAGCCACCAAGACGACGGGCUGCUCACCAUGCACAACGGCAUUCCGGCUGUGCCUGAAGGAGUACCAGACCACGGAGCAGGGUGCCAGCAUAUCGACGGGCUGCUCGUUUGGCAACUCCACCACCAAGAUACUGGGCAGCUCCAGCUUUGUGCUCAGCGAUCCGGGUGUGGGUGCCAUUGUGUUACCCUUUACAUUUCGCUGGACGAAGUCGUUUACGCUGAUACUGCAGGCGUUGGAUAUGUACAACACAUCCUAUCCAGAUGCGGAGAGGUUAAUUGAAGAAACAUCAUACUCGGGCGUGAUACUGCCAUCGCCGGAGUGGAAGACACUGGACCACAUUGGCCGCAAUGCACGGAUCACCUACCGCGUCCGGGUGCAGUGCGCCGUUACCUACUACAACACGACCUGCACGACCUUCUGCCGUCCGCGCGACGAUCAGUUUGGACACUAUGCCUGCGGCUCAGAGGGUCAGAAGCUCUGCCUCAAUGGCUGGCAGGGCGUCAACUGUGAGGAGGCCAUCUGCAAGACCGGCUGUGAUCCCGUCCAUGGCAAGUGUGAUCGACCCGGCGAAUGCGAAUGCCGACCCGGCUGGCGCGGUCCCUUGUGCAACGAGUGCAUGGUCUAUCCCGGCUGCAAGCACGGCUCCUGCAAUGGCAGCGCCUGGAAGUGCGUCUGCGACACCAAUUGGGGUGGCAUACUGUGCGAUCAAGAUUUAAAUUACUGUGGCACCCAUGAACCCUGCAAGCAUGGCGGCACCUGCGAGAACACUGCCCCGGAUCAGUAUCGCUGCACAUGCGCCGAGGGACUCUCGGGCGAACAGUGUGAGAUUGUGGAGCAUCCGUGUGCCACACAGCCGUGCCGCAAUGGCGGCACAUGUACGCUCAAGCAGCCGAUGAAUGCAACGCGUCCGCCAAUGUAUCGCAUCAUGCGUGGCAUGAGCACUUCCAUGGGCAAGCCGAUAAGCCGUCGCAAUUCAAUACGUAGCCUGGCCAAUCUGCGCCUGGAGUCACAGAAUGGCAGCACCGGCGGUGCCUUGGGCUCCUCCCCAGGCCUGCCACUGACGCCGCUGGCCGCUGAAUUUACUUGCGGCUGUGCGGCCGGCUGGACGGGACCAACAUGCGAAAUAAAUAUCGACGAAUGCGCCGGAGGUCCCUGCGAGCAUGGUGGCACUUGCGUCGAUCUAAUCGGUGGAUUUCGCUGCGAAUGCCCGCCCGAGUGGCGCGCCGAUGUCUGCCAGUUGGACGUGAACGAAUGCGAGGUUCCCCAUGCAGCCCAGGUCGGUGCUGCCAACACUCUGCUGACGACGACCGCCAGCGCCGUCAUUGGGAGUAAUCUGAGCAGCUCGGCGGCAUUGCUGGCAGCGCUGACCAGUGCGGUGGCUGCCUCGAAUGCUGCCUCCACCAUUGGGCCCUGCAUCAAUGCCCGCGCAUGCAUCAAUGAGCCGGGAUCCUUCUCGUGCGAGUGCCUCGAGGGCUGGGGCGGUGCCACCUGUGCGGAGAACCUCGAUGAUUGCGUGGGACAGUGCAAGAACGGUGCCAGUUGCAUUGAUCUGGUGAAUGACUACCGUUGCGCCUGCGGCACCGGCUACACGGGACGCGACUGUGAGACAGACAUCGAUGAGUGUGCCGCCUCCCCGUGCCGCAACGGGGGCGAGUGCGUGGACAUGAUUGGCAAAUUCAAUUGCAUCUGUCCGCUGGGAUAUUCCGGCUCACUCUGCGAGGAGGCCAAGGACCACUGCACACCAUCGCCGUGCCUGCAAGGACGCUGCCUGAACACGCCCGGCAGCUACUACUGCCACUGUCCGCCAGAUCGCGCUGGCAAACAUUGCGAACAGUUGCGUCCGCUCUGCUCCCAGCCACCCUGCAAUGAGGGCUGCUUUGCCAAUGUCACAGGAAUGGGAACGGGGACAGGAAUAGCUGCAACAGCAGCAGCGGGCACAACGACUAAGACAACGACAACAACAACGACAACGACAACGACAACCAUGACGACACCGAGCGGUCUGCCCUGCAGCGGUCAUGGCAGCUGCGAGAUGAGCGACGUGGGCACCUUCUGCAAAUGUCAUGUGGGCCACACCGGCACCUUCUGCGAGCACAAUCUCAACGAAUGCUCGCCGAAUCCUUGUCGAAAUGGUGGAAUUUGCCUUGACGGUGACGGCGACUUUACAUGCGAGUGCAUGUCGGGUUGGACAGGCAAACGCUGCUCGGAGCGCGCCACUGGCUGCUAUGCCGGACAGUGCCAGAAUGGAGGAACCUGCAUGCCUGGCGCGCCGGACAAGGCCUUGCAGCCGCACUGCCGCUGUGCACCCGGCUGGACGGGUUUGUUCUGUGCGGAGUCCAUCGAUCAGUGCCGCGGACAGCCGUGCCACAAUGGCGGAACCUGCGAGUCGGGUGCGGGCUGGUUUCGCUGCCUGUGCGCCCAAGGCUUCUCCGGUCCCGACUGCCGCAUCAAUGUGAACGAAUGCUCGCCGCAGCCGUGCCAGGGUGGUGCCACCUGCAUCGAUGGCAUUGGCGGCUACAGCUGCAUCUGUCCCGCCGGUCGCCAUGGAUUGCGCUGUGAGAUAUUGCUCUCCGAUCCAAAGUCUGCGUGUUUGAAUGCCAGCAACACAAUCUCCCCCUAUGCGGCGCUCAAUCAGAGCCAGAACUGGCUGGACACUGCCCUGUCCGGUCGCAGCGAGGACGAUGAGCACUGCAAUGCGUGCGUGUGCGAGAAUGGCACCUCACGCUGCACCAAUCUGUGGUGCGGCUUGCCCAACUGCUACAAGCUGGAUCCGCUCUCCAAGUCAUCGAACCUGUCGGGUGUCUGCAAGCAGCACGAGGUGUGUGUGCCGGCUCUCAGCGAGACGUGCCUAUCGCCACCUUGCAACAUGCGCGGCGACUGUCGGGCCCUGGAGCCAUCGAGGCGUGUCGCUCCACCCAGUCUGCCGGCAAAGGCCAGCUGCUGGCCCAACCAGGCGCUGGUCAACGAGAACUGCGCGCGCCUCACCAUUCUCCUCGACUUGGAGCGCGUGGGCCGGGGCGCCUCGGUGGAGGGGCUGUGCUCGCUGGUGCGUGUGCUGCUGGCAGCUCAGCUGGUCAAGCUGGAGGCCCCGAGUGCACCCAGCCAGGAGCAGGGUCUGCUCAUGGUGCUGUGCGAUCUCAAGAGCGGCUCCAAUGACACCAUCGAACUGACAGUGUCAUCCAGCAAACUGAAUGAUCCACAACUGCCAGUGGCUGUCGCGCUGCUGGGGGAGCUGCUCAGCUCGCGGCAGUUGAAUGGCAUUCAGAGGCGCAAGGAGAUGGAGCUGCAGCAUGCCAAGCUGGCGGCACUCACCUCCAUUCUGGAGGUCAAACUGGAGACGGCUCGAGUGGCCGAUGGCUCCGGCCACAGCCUGCUCAUUGGUGUGCUCUGUGGCGUCUUUAUUGUCCUCGUGGGAUUCUCCAUAUUCAUCAGCCUGUACUGGAAGCAGCGCCUGGCCUAUCGCAGCAGCUCGGGCAUGAAUCUGACGCCGUCGUUGGAUGCGCUGCGGCACGAGGAGGAGAAGUCCAACAAUCUGCAGAACGAGGAGAACCUCCGCCGCUAUACGAAUCCCCUGAAGGGCAGCACCAGCUCACUGCGGGCCACCACGGGCAUGGAACUGAGCCUCAAUCCCGCGCCAGAGCUGGCAGCAAGUGCGGCCAGUGGCUCGGCGCUGCAUCGCUCUCAGCCGCUGUUUCCGCCAUGCGACUUCGAGCGGGAAUUGGACUCCAGCACGGGCCUGAAGCAGGCGCACAAGCGCGGCUCACAGAUCCUGCUGCACAAGACACAGAAUCUGGACAUGAAGAAGAACACGGUGGGAUCGCUGGACAGUCCGCGGAAGGACUUUGGCAAGCGAUCAAUCAACUGCAAGUCACUGCCGCCGCCAGCGUGUGACAUCGAUGGCGUCGAUGUCCUAACCACUGUGAUGGUCUAGCGGGGGGCCAACUCUCUCUCUCUCUCUCUCUCUCUCUCUCUGUGCCGUGAUCUCACCAACCGCCCAGACACCCCACCCCUUAGCGCUCAACGCUCAUCGCUCAAAAAAGUUCCAAUUUUGCCACAGCACGGGGCGCGAUCUUCCAAGUGCAUUAGUAGAAUCUCUAGGGGAGUGGCAAUGAAUGAUUUAACAAAGUUAGUUUCAAGUUAGUGCUCCCACAGAGAUGCCCAAUUAGUUAGUUAGUUAGUUUAGUUUAGUUAGUGUGCCGCUCUACGGUUAGUGUAAUUUCCGAAAACUCUUCUCUUCUCGCUAAGCAACAGACAUCCUACACAGUGUGAUAUUUAGUGUAACCCAGAAGCGCAUUUACUCGUAAUCGUAUGUGCACUCAUAUAACAAUUAAUUAAACAAUUCAAGGUGUGUGUACAUAUAUGCCAAGUUAUGUAUGUACAUAUGUGUGCAAGCGCGCUCUAUACGAUAGUUGUAAGCUGUAAAUAAUGUAAAUUAGCAGUUACCGUUAUUGUAUUUGUGUCGAUAGUUAACCCUAGUAAGCCCCCUACAUAAAUAAUGAGCACCCCCCAAGCCGCAACAUGUUGGACUUUAAAAGUUGUUUGCAAUUGUACGCAAUAAUUAGUGUAAGUAAGCAUCUAAGCAGUAAAGAAAAUUAAUAUUCAGCAGAUGUAUUUUAUUGUGUAUUAUAUAGAGCGAUACGUGUAUGUGUGUGUACUAAUAUUUAUUUAUUAUUUUAACACUGAUCUAGCAGCAAUAAAGCAAAUACGAAUAAAGUUAGUAAAAGA
Messenger RNA from Drosophila guanche, 5861 nucleotides. It is a transcript of the gene Ser, whose product is annotated as protein serrate. The record is from RefSeq and is a predicted model, not a curated record. Lineage: Eukaryota; Metazoa; Arthropoda; Insecta; Diptera; Drosophilidae. Gene Ontology annotation, biological process: multicellular organism development; establishment or maintenance of epithelial cell apical/basal polarity; cell communication. Gene Ontology annotation, molecular function: calcium ion binding; Notch binding. Gene Ontology annotation, cellular component: plasma membrane; protein-containing complex. The coding region runs from base 742 to 5067 and encodes 1441 amino acids. The transcript is spliced from 15 exons.